Messenger RNA from Closterium sp. NIES-67, 1935 nucleotides. The record is from the annotation of a GenBank genome assembly. Lineage: Eukaryota; Viridiplantae; Streptophyta; Zygnematophyceae; Desmidiales; Closteriaceae.
AGAUCAUCCUUUCAAAGGAUCGACGAGUCUCUAUUUUCGAGACACAGCUGGCAGCUGCACUUUGGCUCGUGUUUUUUUUUUUUAAGUGACGCGUCACACGUCUUUCUUCAGCCUUCUCACGACGUCGCGGGGAACAUGGGCGAUGUGAGGAAGGGAUACGUGGACACAGAGGCCGGGCAAAUCCACUACCGCAGAUGCGGCCAAGGCCCGCCGUCCAUCCUGCUGCUGCACUCUGCCGCCCAGUCGUCCGCCAUGUUCACAUCAGCGCUCAAGCGAAUGGCGGCGGCCGGCCUGCAUGCCGUGGCGCUAGAUCUGCCCAACUGCGGGGAGUCGUGUCGUGCCGCGUCAGCACGCGCUGAUUCCGCGCAAGCAGCUCAGCUCCCGGGCGGCGAACUGACCAUGGUUGACGUGGCGAACCUCGUGCUUCAAGCUGCUCAUGCACUUCAAUUUGCACCGCCGUUUGACAUCGUGGGCCACGAGGCUGGUGCCACAGUGGCGCUGCACAUAGCGGCGGAGCUGCCGCACGUGGUGCGGCGCGUGGCGCUGUGGGGCGUGCCCAUGCUGGGCUUCAUGGAGCGCGGGGACGGCCAGGGCGUGCCGUGGCAGCUGAAGGUGCGCACGCUGAUCGGCGCGCUGCAGACGUUUGAGCGGCGGCCGUGGCUGUCGCGCGCCAUGGCUGUGGUGGACCACGGCGACCUGCUGCGGAGGAUCCAGUCGCCCGUGCUCUGCAUGGCGGGGGAGGGCGAGCCCCUGCACAAGGCGACGAGGAAGGCCGCCCUGAUGUGCAAGAGCGGCGAGUACAUGGACAUGGGCGCGGCGGGGCGCGACGUGGUGGACGAGCUGCCGGACGACUACACCAGCGCCGUGCUGCACUUCCUCUGCGCCCACGCCCCCUCCGCUGGCCCCGCGGAACGAACCAGCUACUCCGUGCCGCCUGCUGAUGUGGCGGGGGGUGUUGAUCGGCAGCUGUCUGACCUAGAAAUGAAGGAGGGCGGCGGCGGGCACCGUCCACUGCAGAAGCAUUUGUCGCACAAUGCGGUCCUGAUGAGCAAGGGACAGAGCGGGCCUCAGCAUACACAUGGGCAUGGGCAUGGGCAUGGGCAACAGCAUGGCGGGCAUGGGCAUGGGCACGGGCAUGGGCAUGGGCAUCGGCAUGGGCAUGGGCAAUCGCAUCAAGAGCAGGCAAGGGAGAAGUGGUGCGAUGCACGCGCACCUGCACAGGGCGAGGCGGAGCAGCGGGAGGGGGGCACGGAGGCAAGGGAGGUGGCGGGGCAGCAGGGGCGGAGCGGGGGCGAGAGCAUGAGCAGCAUGGCGACAUCUCCCAGCAUGGCGUCGUCGCCCAUCAUGGCGUCGUCGCCCACCAGCCGGUCGUCCACGGAGAGCGAGGAGCGGCGCACGUCGGGCGGGGAGAAGCGCACAAAAGGCCGCAUCAAGUCAUUCUUCAGAGGGAAGAUCAGCGCGUGAGGGGAGAGCAGCGUUUAACGGAGGACGCCGAUUGAUGGCUGCGCAUGUGCCCCACUUAGUGCCCUUGAGGAGCCCUUGAGGAGCCCUUGAGGAGCCCUUGAGGAGCCCUUGAGGAGCCCUUGAAGAGCCCUUGAGGAGCCCUCGAGGAGCCCUUGAGGAGCCCUUGAGGAGCCCUUGAGGAGCCCUUGAGGAGCCCUUGAGGCACGCAGCCCUUGAGGCACACAGCCCUUGAAGAAGAAAGCACGGACCUUUACGCCCGCAGGAAUGUCGUAUGAAGAGCAGCGCGCACCUUGUGAGGCUGAGCAGGCUGGGAAUCAGUCACACGUGCGCCGCUUACACAAGUGCUGCUGCGCCUCUAUUCUUGUAUGGCCUUGGCCUAGGGCCUGGCCCGUUAUAGGUAGCCUUUUUGCUGCACCAGUGCAGCGCAUAGGUGGCUUGAUAUAUGGUAUGUAUGUAGCAUCAGCUUGAGUG